Molecule: messenger RNA, 3769 nt
Organism: Cynocephalus volans (Philippine flying lemur)
Lineage: Eukaryota; Metazoa; Chordata; Mammalia; Dermoptera; Cynocephalidae
Gene: CFAP61
Product: cilia and flagella associated protein 61
Source: RefSeq, a predicted model, not a curated record
AUGAGGCGGCCUUCUGGAGUUCCAGAAAUGUUCCAUAUCAUUCUUAGAAGCAAUGUGAUGGAUAAAAAAAAGUCAAUACUCACUUCCCCGAGAGGGAAGGCGGAAGUGGUUCAUUGCUGGAGAACAGAGUCACAGGAUAUUAACUGUAUUAAAAGCCUCAUUCGAAAAUUUACCUAGAAGCUGUUUGGGAGGCUUAAUAUCAUCUAUCUUCUAGAAAAGGCAAACCUUGCUAUUACCCUCUGCAAUGACAAGGAGAUCAUGGACCAGGCCACCUUCCUGGACUAUCCCAACUGGAAUGUUGCCAAGCAGGAUGACUGGGUUUCAGUGUUCAGGGAGCUCGAUGGUGAAAUCCCAUGCACACCUCUGAAUACAUUGUUCAUGCACCUCUUUGCAGCCAUGGAUGAGUAUUCCGUUGGCUGUUGCAAAAAGAUCAUUUGGACUGUGUUCAAGGUGGUGCCAGAACUGCACUUCAUAUUUCUCAUAGUGCCAUCCUACAUGAGCCUAGGCUCAACUCUCAUAACUGUUUUUGACCAAGUGGGGAAUGUUCUGUGUCUGACAUAUGAGGAGGACUUUGUAGUGCAUAUAUGUCACAGGCACAGCCACUACCCUCGGCUGCACAUCUGCAAAGCCAGGGUGGAAGAUCAUGAUGAUCUCAUGCCAGUAUUUAUGCGCCAUGACACACUUCUGAAGCAAACUUAUGGAGAAUACUUCCUGGCCGAACUGAUCGAGGCCCAAGACGAAGAGAAUCAUGCUGUGGUGUGUGAGGUGGAUGGCAUCGCUGUUAGGUUCAGGAGUGUUUGCUCAAGAGGGAACAUGCAGUUGCUGCAUGAGUGCUUUGAUUUGGGGCCUUUCCAUGGACUCUGUGUCCUACACACUGAUGAUGAUCUGCAGCCACCACAAGAGCUAAGCAUUCAGGGAAUUCAAGGCACAAGGAAAGCCAUAGAAGAAGCCACAGAGGAGGAACCUUUAACAGCAGUCCAAAGUGGACAUACUAGUGAAAUGGAGGUCAUAGAGAAGCACAGUCCAGUGUCCACGGUAGACGAGCUGGAGCCCGGUGUGAGCAGCAGAAGCUCAGCAUCCCUCUCGCUACCUGAGGAGCCGAGCCAGUUCCGCCCCAUCUACAGGGGAGCCUCAUCUGCCUUUUGUGUUCAGCUGUUUUGUGUUGAUGAGAAGUAUGAAGCAAGGUCGCUGAAUUUUAUGAAUUUUGUUUUCAGUCUUUUUCCUGAUAAGAACUUCUGCAUAAUUUCUCUGCCCCAACUCACCCCUGAGUUUGUCCUCAUCCAAAACUUCGUGGAGGUGGCCCCCUCCAGCAGCUGUACCCUCGAGCAAGAACUUUAUGUCUUGCAUUAGGCCAGGUUGCUCAAGUCCAUUACUAUAAGAUCAGCCAAUUGCACGGAUACUCCUCAUGUUGAAAAUCUCAUCAGCACCAUCAUGCCGGGUCAAAACAUAUUGGAGGAUUUAGCCCAAUACAAUGAGGCUCACAGAGAUCCUGUAAGUACCUGAUUACAGAUUUUUAUUGCAAAAUGCAUGCAGUUUUUAAAGAACAUUUGUUUAAAACGUCCUUUCCCACCUCUUCGCUAAGAUGUAGAGUACAUACGAUCCCAUUACAACAUCGAAGAUUUCAUCUACUUCAGUCACCACCAGCACGAGGAACACUGUCACCUGCAUCACUUUGCCCUCAACCCCAUUUUCCAGCACUACACCAAGUUCUUUCUGAAGGAGAUCCCUCAUUUAGGGUAUAAGUCCUGUCUCUACUACCCUAUUUACCCAAAAUCCAGGGAAGACAAGUUCCAGAACUCCUACACCUACUCCCUGACAUCUGCCCUUCAUUACUUGGUUCCCGUGCGACCACGACGACAGAUUGUCUAUCCUCUGGAAAAGCUUGGCAUAAACGCUCCAUCAGAGGCGGUCUCCAAGGAUCUGGUCACUUAUGCUUUGUACCAUACAAACAAAAAACUAAUGUUAGAACCUAAAAUAACUGUCAAUGCCAGGAUUGCUGUGGUUGGUGCAUCGAGUGUUGGAAUUUCCUUUUUAGAGACACUGGUAUUUUGCUCUCACCUGAAAUUCAAUAAUCUCUCCCUGAUUUCAACUCAUGGACUCCCAGGAAAAAAACUUCUGGCCACUGAACAAAGGAAGUUUUUAGCAAGCGACCACUGUUUUAAUGAUAAAGAUUAUGCAUUGAUGUCACUGUGUUCCUGGGUGAAUGUUGUGGUUGGUAGAAUGACCAGCAUAGAAUGAGCAGCCAAGCGCAUCGUGCUUUCCAUGGGAGAAAUCGUGUUCUAUGACUUCCUCAUCCUCUGCACUGGGUGGCAGUACUAGGUCCCCUGCCCUAUGGGUGCCGAUAUUAGUCAACAUCUGAUGAACAGAGAAGUUCCAAACAGUAAUAAGCGUCAAUACACUGGUAAAGUUCCUUGCAACCAUUUCACUCUCAGUGACGACGAAGAUUGCUUUAAGGCCCUGACUUGGAUAAGGAACAACUCCAUCACCACAGAAGGGAAUGUCAUUGUCUAUGGGAAUACAAUUGAUGCUUACACCACAGUGGAAAUGCUCUUAAACAUUGGCGUGAGGGGCGCCUGCAUCUACCUCGUGCAGCCCCCGUCCACCUCAGCCGUCACCUGCAUCAACAACUACGAGGUAGAAAGUGCAGUGAACGAGGCACUCAGGGCAGCCAGAGUGACCAUCUACCAGGACGAGAUCCUGGCUCAGUGGAACGAGGGCCUGUCCCCCGACCCCAUCCACAGUUCCUGUUUCACCACACCCACCAAGCCUUUCAGACUCCAGUGCUCUAUGUUCUUCAGCUUCUGUGAGAAGAACGUGGAUUAUGAAACAUUCAAAGCACUCAACGAUGCGUGUCUUGUCUAUGACGGCCGACUUGUGAUCGAUGCCAACUUCCACACCAAUGACGUAGCCAUCAGAGCUGCUGGCCCCCUCACCAAAUUCUCCAAUAGAUAUUACGCAUAUGAGUGGGCUCACAGCAAAUUCAGUUCCAAAGAAAUCGGCUUUCACCUGGCAGCAGCUGUGCUCAGUGUCUUUGACCCGACCCUUGAGCCUGUGACUGAGCUGCCAGAUGGUCUUGACCUGCCCAUCCCCAUGUGCAAGGGAGCCAAGAUCCAAGGAGGCAUUCUUCUUGGGUCUUACCAUUAUCUGCAUAUUGCCAAGCCUGCCAUUCCAAUUCCCUUGGAGGUACAAAUGUUACAGCCUGAUUUUGGUUUAGAAAUAGUAACAGGUAGUGCAAAAAAUGGGGCUUACUUUCAAAUUCAUAUCAACAAGUAUAAAAUGGUGGAAACCAUCACAUGCCUUUCUAAGGAGCCCUUUCCUGCCUCCAACUACAUCUGCUUGUACGGCCAGCACGAGCAAGUCCUCAACAAUCUGUGUGCUCGCUACGACGACAACCUGAUCACAGAUCUCUACAGCUACUUCACGGAGCCCUGGUGCAUGGCCGUCUUCCACGAUCGUUUUAUUGAUCUCAAGAAAGAGUUACGCCAAAUCUUAGCCUCCAAGGAGGAGGAAGACCUUCCUUCCAUAGAACAGUUAGCCCGUCGCAUAGAAAACGAGGAAAUAGACCUGAGGGAGAAGCCCAGGCAAUACCUGCAAAGAGUUUUCCAGGAAACCAUCUACAGGAGCCUGGCGGAGCAGCGCGUCGUUGACUUCCUGGGCUAUAAUCAUUACCACCUGCCCAUGUAUGCGUGGCCAGGCAUCAUCUAGUGGUGGCCAAGGUCUCCACUUCGUUGUUUUCAAUCGUUUAGUUCCUGGAAGUGCUCGGUAGAAA